GAGGCUUGAGGAAUGCUCUUGAGAGAAAACCCUUCCUAGCUCCCAAAGAGCUGCAGCCCCUCUGCUCUGGGAAGGCUGUAUCUGUUUGCUUAAGUGCAGCUCUUGCACUGGGGCUGGGCUGGGAGGUGAGCAGAGAUUCUAGCCAAGAGAUUUCUAUUUUGAGAUUGCUGCACUGCGUUGGCACUGCUUUCUGUCACCGACACCCACCCAAAUGGGCAGUCUCAGCCUGACCAUCUUUGCACUGCUGGACUGGGGCAAGGCAGGAGCCAGGGUACUUCUAGUCCUCUGCACCAUGCUCCAGCUGCUUUGCUUCCUCUAGUGUAUUCUCCAUCUUUCUUAUCCUGGUUCCCCUUUCCUCAGCACUGGAAAUAGUAACCAGCCCCCAUGCACAUUUAGACCCAGAAGUGAAGGGGUGGGGGAGCAAAAAGCCACAUCUCUUAGCAGCUGCAGGCAACUUGCCCAGCCUGUCUGCCCUGGAGUGACUGUUGGCUCAUCCUUCCCCUUCUGUCUUUUCUGAUCCACCACCUCCAGCUUUCAGUCUCUGUGUCACACUCUAGCUUUAGCAGCCUGAGGACGCUGAACCAAGUAGGGAUUCUGCUUGCAUGACUGGAAUGAUCCCAGAGACCCUUUCCCUGGCAUCUUCAUCAGGGAAAUCCACAAAUCAGUACAACCUGGCUGUCCCCAGUAUAGGUGGAGCACCCCAUGCAUUAUAAGCUCGGGCUCGCUGGUAGGAAUCCCUCGCUAAGCUGCCCCAGCAGGAAGGAUUCACUAUUGAGCUACAGCCUGAUACGUACACAGGAGCCAUGGCCAAUGCCUCAGGCAGCAGGAUGAGCAGGCAGUCCUCCGUGAUGAAGCGAAAGUCCUUCUGGAGGCUCCGCCAGCAGUGGAAGCUCCUGGGCCUCUUUGAGAUCGACCAGGAGCAUGAGUUUCAUGACCUGACCUGCAUGCUGAAGGCAGGGCUGAAGGCUGCUGUCCAGGAUGCCAUUGACAACCCACCUCUGGAUGUCCUGACUGAAGCAGACUUUACCGCUGUACUGAAGCAGGCCCAUGAGGGCUUUGAGAUGCGGACGUAUGCUGGCCCUGCCUUCGCUUUCUUCAGACGCUCACUGGGCAUGUCGGAGAAGGAAUACCAGCUGUCCCUGUCCUCUGAGAGCGCCUACCUGCAGUUCAUCAGCAACUCCAAGAGCAAGGCAGACUUCUUCCUCACGAACAACAAAGGCUUCUUCCUCAAGACGCAGAGUAAGAGGGAGAUCCGGUUCCUCCUUACCCAUCUGCCCAAGUACUUCCAACACCUUGAGAGAUACCCUCACUCCCUCCUCGUCAAGUUCCUGGGUGUCCACAGCAUCAUCAUAGCCGGGAGGAAGAAGAAAUACUUCAUCAUCAUGCAGAGCGUGUUCUACCCUGAUGAGAGGAUCACCGAGCGGUAUGACAUCAAGGGCUGCCAAGUGAGCCGCUGGACGGAGCCAGUCCCGGAGGGCAGACAGGUCAUUGUGGUGCUGAAGGACCUCAACUUCGAAGGGAAGGCCAUCUGCCUGAGUCAUCAGCGCUCCUGGUUCAUCCGCCAGGUGAAGCUGGACACCCAGUUCCUGCAGGGGCUGAACGUGCUGGAUUACAGCCUGCUGGUGGCCUUCCAGCCACUUCAUGCAGAUGAACUGAGCCAUAACUUUGCCAGCAUCAUCACCAGGACUGCAAAGUCUGUCGAUGGACGGGGCUGCCACCAGAGAGCCAUGGUGCCGGGGGCCAUCAGCGAGGAGUCUGCCAUCCUAGUAUCCGAUCUUCUGUCGGGGGCCAGCGUGUACCACACAUGUGAGGCUGCUGUUGAUGGGAAGGGCAACCUGCAGGACGUCAGCCUCCGCAGCAGCCCCGAGUCCAGCCCUGAGCUGUCCCGGGCCUUGGCCCAGAACCGGCGCCUGCUGCCCAACUACAAGAACCCCCUGCAUGUCAUUGAUGGGCCAGAGCUCCGCUACUUUGUGGGUAUCAUCGACCUCUUCACCGUGUAUAGCCUGCGCAAGAGGCUUGAGCACCUCUGGAAGUGCAUCCGGUACCGGGGACAGACUUUCUCCACUGUCUGCCCAACCCAGUACGCCCGGCGCCUCUGCCAGUGGGUGGAAACGCACACCCUCUGACCCACGGUGGCUUCCCAGCCAGCCCCAUCCACCAACCCCCCUCCUGGCACUGCUCUCUUCCGCCACCAGGGGGCAGGAUCGACACAGCCCCAAGGGAAGUAACCCAGCCAGCACCUGGGAGCGGGUUUGGGAUGGAAAGAAGAGCCCUGGGGAAAGCCUGUCUCAGGCAGGGAGCUCUGCCCUGCAGCAGCAAGCAAGGACGGGGCCCAAUGUAAGUCCCAGAAAUCCAGUAAAUGGGCAACCUGCAAACCAGCUGCCAGCUUACAUUGCUCUGGUCUUGGGGGAUUUCCGGGUGGCCAGGUUGUGUCUUGGGUAGGGAGCAUGCUGCGUCUCUGUGCCCAGGUCCUGGGGAGUGGGGGGUGGUCUAAGAUGGUGCUGUGUCAGCGUAGAGUGGUUGUAUGAUCAAGGGCUAUGCUUCUUGCUUGUCCCUAAGGCUGAGCUGGGUCUGCUGAAGAGCUGUGCUCCUCCCAGCAAAGCUGCUCACACUGUGGGGGAGGAACUUAGGAUAGUCAGGAGGCUGGCAAAUGAUCCCACAACCCUCAGCCAGGGAAGCACGGGGCCUGAGAGUGCUCCUGGAGUGGUGACCCUGGCUGAACUCUGGGAACUCCUGCCUGCAUCAGUGUCACUGUCCUGAUAGUCCUGCACCACCUCCAUCUUCAUGCAUUACAAGGGGCCGAGCUGCUCCCUCUGUGCUGACAUCCUGGUGCCCUUUUUCUGUAACUGGAAGGAUUUGCAGUCCUGAGACAGGUAAAGAACCAAGAAGAUUUGCCAGUCAGUGCACGGGGAAACAUAGGGCUUUUAAGGAAUGCAGACCUUUGGCUUAUUUCAACCCAAGUAUUCAGAUAUGUUGAGUUAAAUAAUAAGUUGGGGGGCGGGGGAAAUCUCAAAGCCAAUAAUAAUUUUAAAUCGGGGAUGUUUUCCUAAAGGCAGCCAAGAGCAUGUAGCUCCAGAGUCUCACCCAGCAUCUAAUACAGGGCCUAAGAAGGUAGUCCAAAAUGCUGGUGCACUAAACAGCCAAUGAAACACGAAGGGGGAAGGGGCAGCACUAUGCAGUGGUUAGAGUAUGGGGCUAAGAAUCAGGGCUCCUGGGGUUUCUCCCUUGCUCUGUCACUGACUCACCAUGUGACCUGGAUUUCUUGUGCCUCAAUUUCCCCAG
Alligator sinensis (Chinese alligator) is the source of this 3282-nucleotide messenger RNA. It is a transcript of the gene PIP5KL1, whose product is annotated as phosphatidylinositol-4-phosphate 5-kinase like 1. The record is from RefSeq and is a predicted model, not a curated record. NCBI's taxonomy places the organism in Eukaryota, Metazoa, Chordata, Crocodylia, Alligatoridae. Gene Ontology annotation, molecular function: phosphatidylinositol kinase activity. The coding region runs from base 804 to 2126 and encodes 440 amino acids. The transcript has 11 exons. Gene Ontology annotation, biological process: phosphatidylinositol metabolic process.